GCCAGCCCCGUAACCCGUUUUCAAGUGUUGUAUUUGGCAUCCUCCAUUGGAGCUGAAUGUAAGAGACGAACAUGAACUGAGAGAAGCAAAUAGCAGCGCGCAAAACCAAAGGUCGUCUCGUCUUCAUUCCUUUUCUUCCGGUUUUGGAGAGUUGAAAACGUUUUAUUGAUAGUUUAGCCAACACAAUGAGCACUCAACCUCUUCAUGAUGAUGAAGACGAUAACGGUGAAGUUUUCCUUGAUGCGUCUGACAUCGUCCAUGAAGUUGCCAUGGAUAAUGAAGAUCUUCCUGAAGCUGAUGAUGAUUCUGAACUCGAGGAUGAGGAUGAUGGUGAUUUUGUGCACAAAUUCACUGCCCAUACCGGGGAAUUGUACUCAGUUGCCUGCAGCCCAACAGAUGUGGCUCUGGUGGCUACUGGGGGCGGUGAUGACAAAGGAUUUCUCUGGAAGAUUGGUCAAGGGGAUUGGGCUUUUGAGCUUCAAGGUCAUGAAGACUCUGUAUCCAGUUUAGCUUUUAGCUAUGAUGGACAGCGUUUAGCAUCAGGAAGCUUAGAUGGAACUAUUAAAGUAUGGGAUGUAUCUAGAAAUUUUGAAGGUAUAAAUCUGGAAGGUCCUGGAGGGAGCAUUGAGUGGCUCAGGUGGCAUCCAAGAGGACACCUACUCUUAGCUGGUUCUGACGAUUUCAGUAUUUGGAUGUGGAAUACUGAUACGGCUGCCUUUCUUAAUACAUUUAUUGGUCAUGGCAAUAGUGUAACGUGUGGUGAUUUUACUCCCGAUGGGAAAUUAAUAUGUACUGGUUCUGACGAUGCAACCUUGAGAGUAUGGAAUCCUAGAAGUGGAGAAAGCAUUCAUGUUGUGCAGGGUCAUCCAUAUCAUACUGAGGGAUUAACAUGCUUGACAAUAAAUUCAACUUCAACUCUUGCUCUUUCUGGUUCUAAGGAUGGAUCUGUCCAUAUUGUGAAUAUCACCACAGGAAAUGUUGUUGAUAAUAAUGCUCUUGCUUCUCAUUCAGAUUCCAUAGAGUGUGUUGGAUUCGCACCAAGUGGUUCCUGGGCGGCAGUUGGAGGCAUGGAUAAAAAUCUGAUCAUCUGGGAUAUAGAGCAUUUAUUACCCCGAGGCACUUGUGAACACGAGGAUGGAGUGACAUGUUUGGCAUGGCUUGGUGCAUCAUAUGUGGCUACUGGUUGUGUGGAUGGUAAAGUGAGAGUGUGGGAUAGUCGGUCUGGUGAAUGUGUAAAAACAUUCAAGGGGCACUCUGAUUGCAUUCAGUCUCUUUCUGUGUCUGCUAAUCGGGAUUACCUUGUCUCGGCCUCAAUUGAUGGAACAGCUUGUGCUUUUGAGGUUGAAAAUUUUCGGUAAGCAAUCCCUGUUGCGUAGGAUGAGGUUUUCAAUCAUCUAAGUGAAGCCCUCUGUGUUUAUGUCCUUGGAGGGCGGGGUGUUACUCUACAGAUCUCAGAUUGUUAUUUUUAUGCUGAAAGUUAAAAACUGUAGUAGCAUAUGCUUUUCCUGGACCGAGACAUUAUAGAUCGAAAGGUAGAAUUUGUUUUAGCUUAUUUUUCACCAUUAAUAUUAUUGGUUUUGAUGUUCAUACUGACUUAAAAUGUGUACAUGAAGGUGGUAUUUAUUC
Cajanus cajan (pigeon pea) is the source of this 1626-nucleotide messenger RNA. RefSeq names its product transducin family protein / WD-40 repeat family protein. Lineage: Eukaryota; Viridiplantae; Streptophyta; Magnoliopsida; Fabales; Fabaceae. Gene Ontology annotation, molecular function: protein binding. The record is from RefSeq and is a predicted model, not a curated record.